Molecule: messenger RNA, 1341 nt
Organism: Plasmodium berghei ANKA
Lineage: Eukaryota; Apicomplexa; Aconoidasida; Haemosporida; Plasmodiidae
Product: conserved protein, unknown function
Exons: 5
Coding region: 1-1341 (446 amino acids)
Source: RefSeq, a predicted model, not a curated record
AUGUUUUCCCUGUACCCUCAUAACUUAGUUUAUGCGGGAAGUUGCAUACUUGCCUCGGUAUGUACCCUCUGUGUAUGCAGAAAUCGUGAACUAUUUCCACAUAUUAGUGAAAAUAAGUCCAUUGGAUAUCUGUACCGUCUUUUAAACAUUCACAAAUAUGAGGCGUUUAAUAUUAUAGUACAAAUUCAUCAUAUAAAUUUAAAAUUUGGAGAUGAUGAUAACAACAAAUAUAUACUUCAUUUGAAAGUUGGAACAAGAUAUUCUUAUACGAACUACUAUAAAAACCAUCUUAAUAAAAUACAUAUAGAAGAAAGAAAAAAUUUGGUUAUCAAACAAAAUAAUACCACAUUAACAGUUGAAGUUUAUAAAAAGGGAACAAUUAAAAAUACAUUUGUUGGAUCAGCAGAAAUACAUAUAUAUAAUGAUAUAAUUAAAAAAUUUUUUCCUUGCAAUAUAUAUUUUAAUGUUGUAAAUAAAAAUCAAAUUGUUGCAACGGCUUGCUUGUCUUUUCAUUAUAUUAAUUUAGAUUCUAUAAAAAAGGAGGAUCAAUUAUAUACAUCUUUAUUUAUUGAAACUAUUAUAUCCGUUCAAAAAUACCAAAAUAAAAAUAAUGAACAAUUAGAAAAACUUAUAAGUCAGGGGAUAGAGCAUUUCAAUGCAAUAAAGGAGCUCGACAUUAGUACAACGAUAUACAAAAACAUAACAAAUCUUCCUAGUGAAGACAAAAUUCGUCUUUUCUGCAAAAGUUUAAACGGACAUUUACUACAUAGCAAUUUUUAUGUAAAAUCGUUUUAUAAUAAAUAUUAUUUUUAUUUGCAUUUUUUCAAAGGAAAAUUUUAUUGGUGUUAUUAUAAUGAGGAAGCAGAUGCAAAGAUUGACAAUAAUAGAGUUGGGUAUAUACGACUUGAAUGUGUAAAGAAUGUCUACAGUGAUGUGUAUAGUCACAGAUAUUUUUAUAUAAAAUACAGAAAAAAAAAUGAAAAAAAAGAAAAUUAUUUAUAUUUAAAAACUGUAGAUAGAGAUAGAAAUAUAUGGAUCAAUAUAAUCCAUGAUUUUAUAAUAUUAGUAAAUAAUUAUAGAAAAGAAAAAAAAAUGAAAAAAAAUAAAAUUAAAGAAUUAACAACUAAUUAUAUACAAGGAAAAUCACAAGAAGAAAUUGAAAUAAACAGAAAAUUGUCACAAUCUUUUUCAAAAAAUUCUAUUAAAAAUAAAUAUUUAGAAAAAAAAAAUUUUAUAGAAACUUUAAGUAAUGCUGAUGAAGAAAAUUACAAAACAAAUGACAAUGAAUUAGAUAAUAUACUUAAGGAUAUGACUAAAAAUAUGUACAUUUAUAGUGAUUAA